UUGGUCAUGUUCAGAGCUUGACCUGAACGAGAUUCGCCUGAUAGUUUACCAGGACUGUGAAAGGAGAGGCAGACAAGUCUUGUUUGAUUCUAAGGCUGUUCACAAGAUUGAAGAGGUGGCAACUCAGAAAACGGAGGAUGUCCCUAUUAAAAUGUCAGCCAAGUGCUGUCAGGGAAGCAGCAGCAGCGACAGCAGCAGCAGCAGCAGCAGCAUCUCUUCCCAUAGUUCCUCUGGGGGAUCUUUACAACAUGCUAAGGAGCAGCUUCCAAAAUACCAGUACACAAGACCAGCUUCCGAUGUCAACAUGCUUGGGGAGAUGAUGUUUGGCUCAGUUGCAAUGAGUUACAAAGGCUCCACCUUAAAGAUACAUUACAUACGUUCUCCUCCCCAACUCAUGAUUAGUAAAGUCUUCUCUGCGAGAAUGGGCAGCUUCUGUGGGAGUGCAAAUAACUUGCAAGACAGCUUUGAGUACAUCAACCAGGAUCCCAAUCUGGGAAAACUGAACACAAAUCAGAAUAACCUGGGUCCUUGUCGUACUGGAAGUAACCUAGGUCUGCUGCAGGCAUGCAGCAGCAAGCUGCUGCAGGGGGUAGCAGAAGGAGGACCUCUCCGGCUCACCCGGAGUGCUUCUUUCUUUGCAGCACACAGCACUCCAGUUGACAUGCCAAGCAGAGGACAGAAUGAAGACAGGGACAGUGGCAUCGCUCGAUCAGCCUCACUAAGCAGCCUUUUGAUUACACCUUUCCCAUCUCCAAGCUCCUCUGCAUCCUCUUCCAGCAGUUACCAGCGCCGCUGGCUUCGAAGUCAGACAACAAGUUUGGAGAACGGCAUCUUUCCAAGGAGGUCAACUGAUGAGACAUUCAGCUUGGCUGAAGAAACCUGUAGUUCUAACCCGGCCAUAGUUCGGAGGAAGAAAAUUGCCAUAAGCAUCAUCUUUUCCCUGUGUGAGAAAGAAGAAGCCCAAAGAAAUUUCCAGGACUUCUUUUUUUCUCAUUUCCCCCUGUUUGAGUCUCACAUGAAUAGGCUGAAGAGUGCAAUUGAAAAGGCCAUGAUCUCCUGUAGGAAGAUAGCAGAAUCGAGCCUCCGUGUCCAGUUUUAUGUCACCCGUCUGAUGGAAGCUUUGGGGGAAUUCAGAGGGACUAUCUGGAACUUGUAUUCUGUUCCAAGGAUAGCGGAACCCGUAUGGCUUACCAUGAUGUCCAGCACUUUGGAAAAAACCCAGCUUUGCCAGCGUUUUCUCAAGGAGUUUACACUUCUUAUAGAACAGAUCAACAAAAACCAGUUUUUUGCUGCCUUACUGACUGCGGUGUUAACCUACCACCUGGCCUGGGUUCCGACUGUCAUGCCUGUUGACCACCCUCCCAUUAAAGCCUUCUCAGAGAAACGCACCUCCCAGUCAGUGAACACGCUGGCCAAAACACAUCCGUAUAAUCCUCUCUGGGCGCAACUGGGCGAUCUCUACGGAGCCAUCGGCUCUCCCGUGAGGCUGACUCGCACUGUGGUCUUGGGGAAGCAGAAGAGUUUGGUCCAACGCAUACUUUACGUCCUGACCUACUUUCUCCGUUGCUCUGAGCUGCAAGAGAACCAGCUGACCUGGAGCGGGAGUCAUGGAGAAGACGACCAGAUGAUAAACGGGAGCAGCAUCACCACGGCCUUGGAGAGGGGGGAGGUGGAGGAGUCUGAGUACGUGGUAGUCACAGUGAGAAGUGAGCCUGCUCUCCUUCCCCCCAUCCUGCCACCAGCGACGACAGCCGAGGGACGGAGCCCCAGGCCUGAGGGUUUGGCUGGGACCCCAGAGGGCACCGAUAUUAGCGACCUAUAUCCCAGGCCUGACAAAGAAGGAAACAAGAGUUCUGUGGCCUGCAGCCUGGGAUACCAAGAGCCAGCACUGGACAGCUCUUGGAAACCUCGGAACGUGUUUUCUGGGGAGGAAGAAAGUAAAAACGAGGCACUAGGUGAUGGCUGUUCCAGAUUCUCCAGCUGUGAAGGUUUGGGGGUGCGAUUGAAGGUCAGUGAGGAGUUGAAAGGGGAGAUGCCUAAGAAGCUACCAGACCGGUCAGCCGCCUGGCCUUGCCCUGACGGACGUUCCCGGGAGAAGCUACCCUUAGAAAAGGUUACUUUCCAGAUUGGAAGCUCCGUGUCUCCAGAGUCUGACUUUGAAAGCCGCACCCAAAAAAUGGAGGAACUGCUAAAGGCCUGUGGACAAUAUCCUGAGUUAGCCAGGCGUCCCUCAGUUGAGCCCAGGGUGACCGCGGACAUGGCUCUGGACCAGCAGCCUCCUGGGUGCUCCUUCCCACCUGGCUUCCGAAAGGUCUGCUGCCCUCAGAAUCAGCCAUCCGAGGGGAAGGAAGGCAAGCCUGACAGGGGUCACACUGGGGACAGAGGCCUUGGAGCCCGGGUGGCCGCAGAUACUACCAGGCAGCUCACCCCACCUGCUGGCUCGUUUGUACCUGAUGCCAGUGCGACAGGGACUGAGCAGAGGACGCCGGAGAAAGCCCGAGGUUUGUAUUCGCAGGAUGAGGAAGGACCUUUGUUGGAGCCUGUUCCCAGCAGGUGCGUGCAGCAGGACUCUGGUGUCUCGGUUGCUGCAGAUGUCCCCUGUGGGGAUGCCGACCGGAAGGCCGACUUCAGGAUCGAAGGAGACAUUCCCAGAAACGAAAGUUCCGAUAGCGCUCUUGGGGACAGUGACGAUGAAGCAUGUGCUUCAGCCACGCUGAAUCUAGGUCACAGUAGUGACCAGACUGAUGGGUCCUUGGAGGUGGAGCUGCCUCUGCCAAGGUCGCAGAGCAUCAGCAACCCGAAUGUGAGAAACUUUGGCCGCUCCCUUCUGGCAGGUUAUUGCCCCACGUACAUGCCUGAUCUGGUGCUUCAUGGGACCGGCAGCGAUGAGAAGCUGAAGCAGUGCCUGGCGGCCGAUCUGGUCCACACGGUCCGUCAUCCAGUGCUCGAUGAGCCGAUAGCCGAAGCUGUCUGUAUUAUCGCAGACACGGAUAAGUGGAGUGUCCAGGUGGCCACAAGUCAGAGGAAGGUGAUGGACAACAUGAAACUAGGCCAGGAGGUCUUGGUCUCUAGUCAGGUGUCCAGUUUACUACAGUCUAUUUUACAGCUUUACAAGCUUCACCUCCCUGCUGAUUUUUGCGUCAUGCACCUGGAAGAUCGACUGCAAGAGAUGUACCUGAAAAGUAAGAUGCUGUCUGAAUACCUUCGUGGGCACACACGAGUCCACGUGAAAGAAUUAGGUGUCGUACUGGGGAUUGAAUCGAAUGACCUGCCUCUGUUGACUGCUAUCGCCAGUACUCAUUCUCCUUACGUCGCUCAAAUACUCUUAUAAGCUAAAGCUCAGGACAGUUCUUCCUUGGAAGAAGAAGAAGAAAAAAAAAAAACAAAAACAGAUUCUCAACUGAAGAGGAAGGAAAGACCUCUCUGUGAUGUCAAAAACAGAAGAAGAGCAAACAGAAACAGUCAUUCCACCACUUUGUUCUGUUUUGUUUUAUUGCUUUCAAGUGGAUGCUUCAUUGGAACUUAGGUUUACUUGACAUGACAGCGUUUGUGUUUUUCAUGAACACUGUAGGCCUCUUGUUACCCGUGAAUCAGCAGAGAGAGUGACCGUUUUGGUAGGAGGAAGCAUAAGCACUACAGUAAACACUAAGCUGUUGGUACAGAUUGCCUUGUGUGUUUGGGCUCAAUAAUGACAAGUGACUUUGGAGCAGGGGGUAAACAAUAUAUGUACCAUUCCAGCAGGAAAAUGUUUCAGAGCUUAAGCAUGGGCGCUCCACACUGGAGAAAGCAGAAAGCACAUUUUGCUAUUCUAAGAAGUCAUAAAAAGGGCUGCAGAUUCCAGGUCAGAGUUUGCUUUUUACAAAAGGCGAAAUAAAGCCACGUUGUGCCAUCUUCAGCUCUGGCGGCUAUAGAAGUUAACUAACAUUAAACAUGAAAGAGGAUUGACCCUUGGGAAGAGAGUGCUUUAGGGACCCACUGUUUUCACGUCUUCUUGGAGUUUACCUUGUCUCAGAUGCAGCGACAGGUAGGUUAGAGAUGGAUUGUUGGUGCAAUAAACCCAAAAAUCAAUGUAGCAUCUUAAUCCCGUCAAGAUGGAGUUCGCAGCAGCAAAGUACCAUAUGUGUAACCUUAUAUACUUAAGAGCUUUCUGCAGCCUCUUUAAGAGAGGCCAUUUACCAAAGUUGUUUCUAUAAGCUCAAGAGUGUUUCUGUUGCUAAAUUCUUCCAGCCAAAGCCACUUUCUUCCUAUAAUAGUUGAUACAAAUGACUGUUUAUACUUUAAAAGGCACAGCUGUCCUGGUGGGAAAUGAAACCUGCAACAGUUCGGGAUGACUGAGGAAAGUAACUAGUUUGAACGUUUAUAAACAAAUCAUAUAUGGUCUGAAUUUUUACCUUAUCAUUUCUGUGCUUUCUAAUCUCUACUUUUCAAAGCACCUUUCCAGAAAUUAACUCACCCAUAGUAUAAAACCUGCCAAAAUGAGGAAUUGUUUAUUUAUUAGUAUAGUUCACUUAAAAAAAAAAAAAGAAAACCUCAAUUUUCUGUUAAUAUAAAAUAAGAAACUUUACUUAGUUUACUGACCAUGAACUAUGACCAUGUCAGGCAGUAUAUUGACAUCCAGGAUAAAGGAACAGACUUUAAAAAUUGAUCAUUAAAAGACAGGAGCUAAUCUAAUAAAGCAAAACAUUGUUAGCACCUUGAAGAUCUUGAGUACAGCUAAUUAUAACCAUGCUCCAAUUUCCUUUCACUCUUUUAUGAAUUAAUUCCAACCCUUUCCAUGUAUCCUUUGUACCUAAGAAUAUGAGGUAACUUCCCUAUUAGGGGUUAGAAUGAAUUCAGAUUUUCUACUUGAUAAAAUUAUAUCCUAAACACCAAGUUACAUAAGUGUGUCUCUUCCUUUACAAAUGCAAGUUAGUUAUUUGUCUAAGAGUAAAGCAGCACCAAUGGAGAAAAAUAGGUGUAUUAUUUCUUAGGAAUAAUUCCUAGGAAUAGGUCAGAAUUGCUGCCUUUCCGCCUCUUUCUUUUUUUAUGAUGUGAAAUGUAGACGGGUGCAUUAAAGCUCCUAAGAUCUUUAGUUUUUAUUUUAUACCUUCCAUAAAAUUGAACUUUUCCAUUUUUUAAAGAUUUUUUUCUAUUUCCUUUUGCCUAACAUCUGGGUGUAGUGUUUUAAAUUCUCUAGUUUCAUGACAUCAUUGCUCGUUGUUGUGUUACAUGGAGGGAAUGAACCUUACCUGUGGCUCAGCUCAGUCAUCAUUUACUUUUCAUUACAUGUAAAUAAAUUGAAAUAGCUGAUGUUAUAUCAUUUCCAUCUGCACCAGUUUAAAGCAUUCCUCAUCUCUAGUUCCCUCUUCCUUGUUUACACAUUUGGGGCACUUUCCCUCAUUCACCACCUUCCAGGGUUUCAUAGAAAAUAGCUACAUACAUCGUCAGUUCCAUUUUAAUGUGGACAUAGUGGCAUGUUGAAAAUUAGACCCAUAUAGGGGGAAAUCAAGUUUAAAAGGCUGCUUCUAAACUUUGUACAUAAAAGAGUUAGUCCAAUGCCCUCAAAGCCUGAGAAAAUUUAAUUUGCCUCUUAAUCUACUAUUCCAAAACUCUCUCUUGGAAAAUGUCUGUUGGAAAGCGACAGGUGGGUCACCUGUGGGGAUUGUCUCAGUGAUGCUCAGGAUCCCAGUGAGAAUCUAACCCUCACAUCUGUCGCCUGCUGAAGACAGACCACGAAUGUUGCUGCUCUUUUGUAAUCCUCCUUUAAAUAACAUUCAAGUUUUGUUUGUCUUAAAUCCGAACUCUUCCCAAAAGUGGAAAAGAACGAAAUCUCAUGGAAUAGUGUUGAGAUACACUCUCUCACACACCGUGCACCACCCAGUGACUUCAUUCUGUCUUAGCUGAAGAGGCAUGAAAGGAAUCCCGCCCUCUUCCAUGCCCACCUCAAGAAAAAUAUAAAAUUUUUUUAAAAAAUUGAGAAAACUACCUCAGUUGACAGGAUUCCACCUUUAGGGUUUCUUCAACUUUUAAGUCUUACCUGUUGAGUGUACCUUUUGUAGCAUCUUGCUUUUUCAAGCAAGCUAGUGAGGCAUGACGGAGCAGAAUUGUGUAAAUGUAACUGUGAUGGACCUCUUUCUAGCAUGUUGCAGUUUUAUUUUUAAUAGAUCGAUGAGUGAUAUGAAUGUAAAGAUAAUUGUGUACGUUUAAACAUGACAAUGAAAAUUUAAUAUGUAGCUUCCAUUCUUGUGCAUAAUUCCAAAGUAUUUUAUUUUUAUCAGUGUUAAAUAGCUUUUUGUACAGGCUUCAAUCCAUUUUUCUGAAGUGUGCUGUUUUUUAAUGAAAGUAACUAUAAUCUUUUCACAUCCCAUGGAACUGCCGUUUACACAUCGCAACUUUUUAAACUUACCGUAUUUUUCAAAAUUAACUUUUUUGGAGGGAGAAGAAUCCCUGCUUGCUAAAUUAUACUAAACUGUUGUUUAGGCUCUUAUAAUUAGAUCCUGAGAUUUUAUAAAAAUUUAGUCUGUAGCUUUUUAGGUUCUUCACUUGAGUUGAUUGUACAUAAAAAUAAAGAAUAUAAAAUGACCCCAAAAUUCUUUUAAAUGUCUGGAUUUUUCCACCCAUAUGUCCUUUUGAAAGUAUUUUGUUCAUGCAUACUUUCACCAUUUAAAAAAAAAAAGAAUCUUUAGCUUCUCUUGGUAAAUGUGAACCAUUUUUUUUUUUUUCUGCUUGGGGGAAGGAAUAUUAUAAUAUUUGCCUAAAUCAAGCAGCCCCCUCUGAAUGUUUAUUUUUAAAUGUCAAAAUUUGGUGAACCAUAUAUCUUGGCCGCAAGAUUGCAGUGUGCUUAAAUUUAAGUUGUGUAAAAAAGGAGAAAAUCUGGGAUUUGUUAUAAUCGAAGCUCCAUUAAGACAAGUUGAUAGGACUUUAUUUUUUUGAUCAGUUAGAUAUCAAUGUCAAUAUAUGGAAAAUUUUUCUUAAAACUUGUUCAUGUAUUAUUUUGAUCCUUUUUUCCGUGGCAUUUGGUGCAAUAAACCUUUUGAAUUUAUCCUGAA
This is a messenger RNA of Pteropus alecto (black flying fox), 7028 nucleotides long. RefSeq names its product folliculin interacting protein 2 (gene FNIP2). The transcript has 17 exons. NCBI's taxonomy places the organism in Eukaryota, Metazoa, Chordata, Mammalia, Chiroptera, Pteropodidae. The record is from RefSeq and is a predicted model, not a curated record. Gene Ontology annotation, cellular component: cytoplasm. Gene Ontology annotation, molecular function: ATPase inhibitor activity; protein-folding chaperone binding. Bases 152 to 3331 code for a protein of 1059 amino acids.